CAACUUCCCACCCUCCCUAUCAUCACACGCAUCAGCCCCCCGCCCGCCCCCCCCCAGCAGCGGCUCCGCACGCACUCAAAAUCAAAGGGGGGGACGGACGGACCCACCCCCCCGCCCUGAGAAGAAGCCCGGCCCAAAGAGCGGCUCCGCUGCGCCAGUCUCCGCUCGGCCUUCCUGCAGGGUGCACGCUCCGGUCCCGCUGGUCAUUCUCACCCCCCCCCCCCCCGGGAAGAAGUCCCGGUGCUUCGGGGGGCUUCCGUAGCUCAGGGGGGCGGCCGGGAAGGGGCGGCCGCGCCUUGCCUGGGGCUUCUCCCGCCUGCCUUGGGCGAAGAGUCGGACUUUUUUUGGCGGCGGGGGGGAGAUAUUUCUGGACUCGGUUUCCUUCGGCGGCGCUUCCCGAACCCUCCCGCUCGGCCGCCCCACCCCCCUCCCCGUCCAUCCCAGCAGCCUCGACCGGAGCAUGGCUGCGCUGCCCGGGAGCGUGCCAAGGAUGAUGCGCCCAGCACCCGGACAGAAUUACCCCCGGACCGGAUUCCCUCUGGAAGUCUCGACGCCGCUGGGCCAAGGCCGGGUCAACCAGCUCGGGGGAGUCUUCAUCAACGGGCGGCCGCUGCCCAACCACAUCCGCCACAAGAUCGUGGAGAUGGCCCACCACGGCAUCCGGCCCUGCGUCAUCUCCCGGCAGCUGCGCGUCUCCCACGGCUGCGUCUCCAAGAUCCUCUGCCGCUACCAGGAGACCGGCUCCAUCCGCCCCGGGGCCAUCGGCGGCAGCAAGCCCAGGCAGGUUGCAACUCCCGAUGUGGAGAAGAAAAUCGAAGAAUACAAGCGGGAGAACCCGGGCAUGUUCAGCUGGGAGAUCCGGGAUCGGCUCCUCAAAGACGGCCACUGCGACCGGAGCACGGUCCCCUCAGGUUUAGUGAGUUCAAUCAGCCGCGUGCUCCGAAUCAAGUUCGGGAAGAAGGAGGAGGAGGAGGACUGCGACAAGAAAGAGGAGGACAGCGAGAAGAAAGCCAAGCACAGCAUUGACGGCAUCCUGGGCGACAAAGGUAACCGGCUGGACGAAGGCUCCGACGUGGAAUCCGAGCCAGACCUGCCGCUGAAGCGUAAGCAGCGCCGCAGCCGGACCACCUUCACCGCAGAGCAGCUGGAGGAGCUGGAGAAAGCCUUUGAGAGGACUCAUUACCCGGACAUCUACACUCGAGAGGAACUAGCCCAGAGGACCAAACUCACCGAGGCCCGAGUCCAGGUCUGGUUCAGCAACCGAAGAGCCCGGUGGCGCAAGCAAGCAGGGGCCAACCAGCUGGCUGCUUUCAACCACCUCUUGCCAGGGGGAUUCCCGCCCACUGGGAUGCCAGCCUUGCCACCCUACCAGCUGCCAGACUCGACCUAUCCAACAGCUGCAAUUUCCCAAGAUUUGGGGUGAACAGGCACUGUGCACAGACCCCAGCCUCUCCCGCCAUCCACCAUGCACCAGGGGGGUCUCGCAGCCGCUGCUGCAGACUCCAGCUCAGCUUAUGGGGCUUGCAUGUUUCUUCCAAGCUAUUCGGACAAGCUCUUGCUGAAUGUCACGGGCUCCUAAACCACAAGGAACUGGUCAAGUAAAUCUGGCCCU
This is a messenger RNA of Sphaerodactylus townsendi, 1612 nucleotides long. It is a transcript of the gene PAX7, whose product is annotated as paired box 7. Lineage: Eukaryota; Metazoa; Chordata; Lepidosauria; Squamata; Sphaerodactylidae. Gene Ontology annotation, molecular function: RNA polymerase II cis-regulatory region sequence-specific DNA binding; DNA-binding transcription factor activity, RNA polymerase II-specific. The coding region runs from base 461 to 1423 and encodes 320 amino acids. The transcript has 7 exons. The record is from RefSeq and is a predicted model, not a curated record. Gene Ontology annotation, biological process: regulation of transcription by RNA polymerase II; anatomical structure development.